Cyclopterus lumpus (lumpfish) is the source of this 5037-nucleotide messenger RNA. RefSeq names its product v-akt murine thymoma viral oncogene homolog 2 (gene akt2). Gene Ontology annotation, biological process: protein phosphorylation. NCBI's taxonomy places the organism in Eukaryota, Metazoa, Chordata, Actinopteri, Perciformes, Cyclopteridae. The record is from RefSeq and is a predicted model, not a curated record. The transcript has 13 exons. Bases 1583 to 3031 code for a protein of 482 amino acids. Gene Ontology annotation, molecular function: protein serine/threonine kinase activity; ATP binding.
UUAACGUUUGUUGACUUUGCGUCAGUUAAGAUCGGUUAACGUUACUAACGUUACACUGGAAGGGGAAAGAGGAUAUGCGAACGUCACGUUCUUGUUUACGGCGGACAGCUUGUGGUCGAGCUGGGUAACGUUACGGUUUGUCAGGGGGUUUUUUUUCUCUCCUUAAUCUAGACAUUUAUUAACUGCUCUAAUCUGACGUUAACUGGGGAGCUAUUUUACGUUAAGAAUCGCGAUUUGUGGUUUCGUGUGUUAUUUCCUCAAGUGGGGCGACAUCGUGACGUUAAACCACGUACCGUAAUAUAAUAUAUUGUUGUGGAUACCCCUAUUUGUGAGAUCAAUAAAGGUGCAAUUGGUGUAAUUUGCACAAGUCCAGUGAAAAGCCGUGCUUCGUUAUUAUUAUAAUCGUCCGAAAAAGCAGUCGGUACUACUCCUGCUUUUUCAAACGAGUAGCUCGGAAUGGUCAUAACAAAGUCUGAAGUCGUGGGAAUCCUUAUCUGUUUUUAUCUUUGUAAACAAAGCAGUUUAAACAGUCCUCCUGUUCUGGCGACCGUAUGCACUGUAUGUAUUAGUCAACCCCAUCACUUCCACUGAAAUACUGGGAGACUCUGGUGAAAUUCUAGUGGUGAAAUUCUAACAUAAUCUGUUGAUUCAGGGUCGACCCUGGAUCACCAGGGCCUCUGCAAACAUUCAGCAGGAGCUCUGGGCGACUAUUACAUUUAACAAUGCAAGGCUUUGCAGACAGUUUUUUUUAAUUGUUGGAUCAUUUGUCAUAUUUGAUUUGGGAUAUAACUACCCAUGUUGAGAUAUGUUAUGACACUGAAACGCUGUUGCAUGUCAGGGAGAGUUGCACGAGAUGACGGAGGUAUCUGGAGUUUUUUUUUGUUUUUGUUUUUUAUCUAGCUUGUUGAUCAUGAUAGUCAUUAUGCUAGUCCCAUGUUGGCUCUCACUGUCAUAAGUGUUAGAUGAUCCGAUAUGAGGUGGUGAGCUGACGUGCAGUUUUCUUUGUUGUGGCGUUGUGUUUCAAGGCGACAGAGUGCCAGAGAAGGUGAGGAAUGUAUUCAAGCGCAGUGUGGUGACAACACUCAGAUAGGCAUCAAGAGCAGUACAGAGAAACUUUCCUUUUGUUUUGAGAAAUCGCUUUCCACUUUGUGUGUUUGCCAACACCUUCCUGGCUGUAGUUGUACUUCCUUUAGGCCACAUUGCACAUGCUUUUUUAUUUUGAGGAAAUUAAUUGCAAACUGUGGUUUUUAAAUAUUUGACAAAGACUAACAGUGUCCUCCUAUUAAGUAUCCAACUGACAUUCUGUUACUUUUAGGAAGUUGUUCUCUCAAAGCCCCCUCUCAUAUGAAUGAAUGUUGAUGGUCUUUUUUGAGCUGUACAUGUUAACGCUACAAUUCACAUUGUUUUGUAUUUUAGACAGUUUGACUCUUAUUAUGUGUUCUGCAGUAACAGUAUUUCUUUCUGUUCCUUCAGGUAUUACAUGAUACAGUUUUUUUUGUUGGUCUGAGCCACUGUCAGUUCGCACAAUAUCCACAAGCCUGUCUGCAGCCCCCUCCCAACCCAGACGGUCUUCUGCCCCAGCAUGAAUGAAGUCAGUGUUGUGAGAGAGGGAUGGCUCCAAAAGAGAGGGGAAUACAUUAAAACAUGGCGGCCUCGCUACUUCAUCUUGAAGAGCGAUGGCUCCUUCAUCGGCUAUAAAGAGAAGCCUGAGGUGUCCAGUGACCACAGCCUCCCACCACUCAACAACUUCUCUGUCGCAGAAUGUCAGCUCAUGAAGACGGAGCGCCCAAGGCCCAACACAUUUGUUAUUCGUUGCCUGCAGUGGACCUCUGUUAUUGAGCGCACCUUCCACGUAGACAGCAACGAGGAGAGGGAGGAAUGGAUGCGAUCGAUCCAGACUGUGGCAAACAGCCUGAAGAGUCAGCAGCACGACGAGGAGCCCAUGGAGAUUAAAUUUGGCUCACCGAGUGACAUCAGCGGCACAGAGGAGAUGGAGAUUGCUGUGUCCAAAUCCCGCACAAAAGUGACCAUGAGUGAUUUUGACUACCUGAAGCUGCUGGGUAAAGGGACAUUUGGUAAAGUGAUCCUGGUGAAGGAGAAGGCCACGGGGAUGUACUACGCCAUGAAAAUCCUCCGCAAAGAAGUCAUCAUUGCUAAAGAUGAGGUGGCGCACACGGUUACAGAAAGCAGAGUUCUCCAAAAUACGCGACAUCCCUUUCUAACGACACUAAAAUAUGCAUUUCAAACGAAUGAUCGGCUGUGCUUUGUGAUGGAGUAUGCAAAUGGUGGAGAACUCUUCUUUCACUUAUCGCGGGACAGAGUGUUCACAGAAGACAGAGCCAGAUUCUAUGGUGCAGAAAUAGUGUCCGCACUGGAGUACCUACACUCACGCAAUGUAGUUUACAGGGAUUUAAAGCUGGAGAACCUCAUGUUAGACAAGGACGGCCACAUAAAGAUAACGGACUUUGGGCUGUGUAAAGAGGGGAUCACAGACGGGGCCACCAUGAAAACCUUCUGUGGAACUCCGGAGUACCUGGCACCAGAGGUGCUAGAAGACAAUGACUACGGCCGAGCGGUGGACUGGUGGGGGCUGGGCGUGGUCAUGUAUGAGAUGAUGUGCGGUCGGUUGCCCUUCUACAACCAGGACCACGAGCGUCUCUUUGAACUGAUUCUCAUGGAGGAGAUCCGCUUCCCCAAGAACCUGGCUCCCGAAGCCAAGGCCCUGCUGGCCGGCCUGCUCAAAAAGGAUCCCAAACAAAGGCUUGGAGGCGGACCAGACGAUGCCAAAGAAGUGAUGAGCCACAAGUUCUUCACCUCCAUCAACUGGCAGGAUGUUCUUGAAAUAAAGCUUAUUCCACCCUUCAAGCCCCAGGUGACAUCGGAGACGGACACGCGUUACUUCGAUGAUGAGUUCACAGCACAAACCAUAACGAUAACUCCCCCUGACAAGUAUGACAGUUUAGAUGCAGAAGAUUCAGAUCAGCGCACGCACUUCCCUCAGUUCUCCUACUCUGCCAGCAUACGGGAAUGAUCACUGAGACUCAUGAACACGCAGGCAGGCUAACACACGAUCACAACCCCACACACACACACACACACACACACACACACUUGCACUGCUGGGCAACGACACAAACAAAAACUGGCACAAGACACAUUUUCAUUCAGUCUUUAACGCACGUACACACACACACACACACACACACGGUCACACACACGCACACACAUAUCCUGGCUAUUCAGACAAGGCAGGGAUCAUUGAGUAUGAGAUGAACACGGGCCGUGAAUGAUUGACUGGCAGCUUUGUGUCUGUGCGUCCUCUCAGGGUUGGCUUCAGGCUUUUCCUGCAGGACCUCUGCUGCACUACACUGGGGUACCACAUCAAAGCCUUGACCCUUUGAAAACCAGGUUAUGCCAGCAAGUACCACCUCUUUACCAGCUGUACCCAUUACACACACAUAUACACCAACCCAUGCAUAGACUGCAUAUAUAUACACGCAAAUGUACUUGAUAGAAUUUUUAAAAGCAUAAUCAAAAUUAGGAAAAUAGAAAAGAUUUGGGGGGGGAGACAAGAUUGUUACAUCGAUUGUUACGGUUUUAAAUGUCAAGCCAUAUUUCUGCAUUUUUAUGUGAUUUCCUUUUUUUUUUUUUUUUUUUUUUUUUAACAAGUGCUCUUUCUGGAACUUGCUGUUACAAAUCAAGUGUGGGACUGUUCCUACAGUAGGGGGAUCUGGGGGAGGGGGAGGGUUGCCAUUUCUGUGUUUGCACUGCACGUGUGUGUGUGUGCGCGCGUGUGUGUGUAAGCGAGUGAAUGUGAGUGAGUGAGUGUGUGUGUGUGUGUGUGUGUGUGUGUGUGUGUGUGCGCAUAUGAGUGCAGGAGAGGAUGUAUGAACAACCAUUUUGAUUCUCAACCAUCCAUUUGUGUCGUUUUUUUCAUACAUGUUUGUAAAAUCUGAACUAUUGCUGGAAUAUCGACGAGAGGACACUACACAACACACUCAAUGGCCUUUUUUUAAAGGGAACGAGGAUGUAAUUUAUGAUUGCCGUGACCAGUUGGCGCUAAAGACUCAGUCAGGAAUAGAAACUGGGAUCUCUUGCAUGGCUAACCUUUGCUUUAAGAGCUGCAUUAAUUAAUUAAAAGUGAUGCAGCUGUCGGGUUCAUAGAGUCCAGGCUGACUUACCGACCAACUGGCUGCUGGUUGGAGGUGUAAGAGUACGUUUUCAUUAAGGCCAGUCCCUACGUGUUAAAGAGAGGAAGGAAAGAGGAGAAUAGAGAUAGACGCUUCUCCACAGACCAAUGUAGACGCACACAGCCAUCCGCUGUCCUCGAUACAGUAAUUCUCGCUCUUUAGCUGAAGAGUUAGGCACCAAUCUUUUUGUUCAUUUUUCUAUUUGUAAUAUCAGUGUAAGUUUUUAAAGAUUCUUUAUUUUAUUUUUUUUUGUGGAAAGUUCCCAUAUUUAAAGAAUGAGAGUUCAAUCGUUGUUGAGUCUUUUAUAAUGAGGCCAAAAAUUGACUGACUUGGUGGACGUUUAACACUUCAAAUGAUUCCACACAUGUUUAGGACCUUUUUUUUUUUUUUUUUUUUUUGUUUGUGUGUGUGUUUUCUGUAAUGCUGUGUUGACAUCACUUCAUGUCUGGAGCAAACAGUCUGCAGGUUUACAAUCCAAUUAAAUGCUGCACGAGCUGGUCGACCAACCUUCAACCUGCAGACAGGGGGAACGAAUCAAAACAUCAGCGGAUGCAUCGUUAAGUUGAAAUGAAAAUCUGCAUACUGGGGAGUCAUGGCGGCUCGUGGCGCCGCAGAUGAGUGCUCAUAGUGACGACAGCGCUUUCUGUCCCAUAUUGCUGGAAGAGAUGUCGGCGGCUCUUUGAGCUUUCACGAAAGGAACAUCAAGGUCUUUUUGUUUUGUCAUUGUUUUUGUUUGUUGAUUUUUAUCCUUUUCUUUGUCCAUCUAUUUCUCAAAUUUUCAAAGACGCAUUGUCUUUUUUUUAAGUAUACAUUAUAUAAAAAUUAUAUAUUAAAAGUUUUAAAAUGG